CCCAGAUGGAGCUUUUCUCUAUCCAUAGUAAAGAAGCAAUAGCGUCAAGAACAAUAAGGGAUGAACCUCCAACUCACUUCGAACUUAGGAUUAAGUCAUUUUCCUUGCUCUCAAAUUCUUCACUUGAAAGAUACUACUCUGGCGAUUUUGAAGCUGGUGGAUACAAAUGGAAACUCUGUCUGUACCCGAAAGGAGACAAGGAAGAAAAUGUGGAAGGGCACAUCUCUCUCUACUUGGAAAUGUCAGAGACAGACUCCCUAUCCCCAGGUUGGGAGGUCCAUGCCUUGCUCAGGUUCUUGGUCCUUGACCAACGUAGGGACAAAUACUUGACACUCCAAGAUGCCAAAGGAAGAGUAAAAAGAUUCCGUGCAUCAAAAACUCAAUGUGGGUUCAACAGAUUAAUUACCCUGAAUCAAUUCAAUGACCCUACUAAUGGAUACUUGGUCAACGACAAUUGUGUUUUUGGAGCUGAAGUAUUUGUCCACAAAGAGAGUGUUGCGGGCCAAGGGGAGCGUCUGUUGAUGACAGCCGGACCUGUCAGUUGCAACCACACCUGGAAGAUACAGAAAUUCUCUGAAUUGGUUAACGAAUGCCAUUCCUCUCAAGUGUUUACUGCUGGUUCUCAUAAUUGGAAAGUAAAUCUCUGGCCCAAAGGUAAUGCUGAAGGGAAAGGCAAAAGCCUUUCUUUGUUCCUGGAGUUGAAUGACUCCACAACAACCCUUCUUCCUGGCCAAGGAGUGUAUGUGGAGUAUCAAUUGCGACUAAUGGACCAGCUCAAUGGCAAGCACAUGGAAUAUAAACUGCAGCACUGGUUUAAUGAAUCAAGUAAGAAUUGGGGUAUGAUAAGAUUUCUUUGUCUCAAUAGUCUCAGAGACCCAUCAAAGGGCUACUUGGUGAAAGAUGUCUGCAUCAUUGAAGCACACCUUCUACUCGUUGGAGCAAUUGAGAAAUUGGGCAAGAAAGCAGAAUGAGAGGAAAAGCUUUUGAUGGGCUCAGUCAGUAUCUUUCUAUGGCUUACGUUAUUCAGCUAGAUCUGGCAGAUGAGAUUACCGCAGCAUUGAUGAAUUAUCUGCUUAUAAACAUGAAAUAUUGACUGUACUUCUUGUGGAUAUAUUAUGUUACUGAAUUUGUUGCUUAUGAUGCUCAGAAAAUACUUUUGUUGCUGUUUA
Telopea speciosissima is the source of this 1169-nucleotide messenger RNA. Its product is annotated as protein RESTRICTED TEV MOVEMENT 3-like. Gene Ontology annotation, molecular function: protein binding. NCBI's taxonomy places the organism in Eukaryota, Viridiplantae, Streptophyta, Magnoliopsida, Proteales, Proteaceae. The record is from RefSeq and is a predicted model, not a curated record. The coding region runs from base 6 to 971 and encodes 321 amino acids. The transcript is spliced from 8 exons.